UUCCUCCCCUGGUUGGAAAAUCCACAUACUGGUUGAAGUGAGGGAGAACAGUCUUCAUGUUGGCCUGGUUAAAAUCCCCAGCAAUAAUGAAAAUGCCCUCUGUGUGUGAGGAUUGCAACUCACUGAUGGUCCGGUAGAGAACACUCAUAGCCUCUUUAGUGUUAGCACUGGGGGGCACAUACACAGCAGUGAUGCUAACCACAGUAAACUCCCUGGGCAGGUAGAAUGGUCUGCAGUUAACAGUCAGAAGCUCGAUGUCCGGGGAGCAGUAACUGGCGACAGUCAUGGCAUUUUUACACCAGUUGUUGUUGAUGUAAAUACACAGCCCCCCCCCCUCGGGUUUUACCGCUGAGAGCGCUGCUCCUGUCUGCGCGGAAUGCUGGGCCGCUGGGUCUUGCCUCCGUAGCACUCCGAGAUCACGUAAACACUCCAGAGUAGUCGUAUUUAUGAGUCCAAAAUCACUUGAUGAUCGUAAUUCCAGCAGACGCUGGCAAUCAUAUGCUAACUUACUGAGUGGAUGCAAAGUUUGUAGCGUUUUAGGCGGCGUAUUUUGCUCAAAUACUCGCAAGUUGUCGAGAGCCCAUGCAACCGCAGCCAUUUUGGGCGCCGCCAUCUUUCUGAUUCUUUCUGAUUUUCUCUUCACGCCUUGGUUCUGUACCGGUACUCGGCUGUUCUUUAUAGUCGGUUGCUAAACCGACCCGGUCUGAAUCAUCUUCAGAUGUUUUCACACAGCAGAAGAAAAAAACGUAACCAGAACAAGAGAGGGAAUCAGUCCGUCAGGAGGUUAAAUGAUCAAUUAACAACUGGUGACUCAGCAGGCGGCCAUGUUUCUUCAUGCUCUAACUGUGUGUGUGUGUGUGUGUGUGUGUGUGUGUGCGUGUGUGCGUGUGUGUGUGUGUGUGUGUGUGUUUGUGUGUGUGUGUGUGCGUGUGUGUGUGUGUGUAAUGAGCAGGAUUUACAACCCUCUCAGUGAAUGACGUUGUGGUUCUGCAGCACCAAAAUGCUGCGUCACUCUGACUGACACUCAGAAGCUAAAAUUAACGUUUGUUUUUCUUUUGGAAGAUGAACUUCUGACUGAGUCUUUAACCUCCAGCAGGUUUUCAUUUAGGUUGGUUCUGAAUUUGGCUCAUUUAUUUUUCCUUUACUUCUAACAUCUUCCCUCCCUGCAGCAUGAAGCUGCCACCACCAUGUUCUGGGUUCCUGACCCGGUGGUCAGCCAGCGCCCCCUCAUGGUUCUGAGUUCAAAUGUUUUUAAGUUGAGAGAAAGUUUGAAAAUGUCACUUGAUAAUUAUCGGAAGAUUAAUACCUGAAAACCAACUCUACAGUCUUAAUGAAGGCAAACAUUUAAAGAACUAAAAUAAAGGUUGUAUUUCUCUGGGAGAAACUCUGGAGGUUCUGCUGAGGCCAUGCAGUGUUUUCUAGAAUGAAUCCCUCUGCUGCGUUCAGCUGGUCUGAGAUCAGGCUGAUGAAGUCGGUCACAUUUAGACUUGCCUACGUUGACCCUCCUUCUGAUGUGUAAAUAAAACACUGAGAGGCCGGUGUGUUUAACCUGUCAAUAAAUCACCAACAUGUAGUCUGGAGCUCAGGGGAAGUACGACUGCAGACAGGAAGUGGCUGAGGCGUGUGCUGGGAGGAGGGACAGGUGAGGGCGUGUUGUUGGCCAGGUGUUCUUAAAGCUACAGCAGAGCAGCAGACGCUAACUUCCAGAGAUGGCACUCUACAAGGCGAUCUGCGUGGCGGCGCUGCUGACUCUGUUUACUCAAGAAUCUUCUUCUCAGUUAUCAGAUUGUGGUCAACCAGCACUAAACACCAGGAUUGUUGGAGGAGAGGUAGCUCCUGCAGGCAGCUGGCCCUGGCAGGUCAGUCUGCACGGCUCCUCAGGCCACUUCUGUGGAGGAUCUCUGAUCAACAACCUGUGGGUUCUGACUGCAGCUCACUGCGUCCCAAAUGGCAACCCGUCCGUUAUCAGCGCCGUGUAUCUGGGCCGUCAGAGUCAGAAGGGAAGCAACCCAAACGAACAGCGUCGGACAGCGGUGCAGAUCAUUGUUCAUCCUGACUACAACUCUCCUGUCUCUAAUGACAACGACAUCGCCCUGAUAAAGCUCUCCUCAGCCGUAACGUUCAACGACUACAUCUCGCCGGUCUGCCUGGCGGCGGCGAACAGCACCUUCUACAGCGGCGUCGACUCCUGGGUCACCGGCUGGGGCAACAUUGGAUCUGAUGUUUCUCUUCCAUCUCCUCAAAACCUCAUGGAGGUGAAGAUACCGGUUGUGGGCAACAGACGGUGUAAAUGUAGCGGUUAUAAAACGACCGACAUCACUGACAACAUGAUCUGUGCGGGAUUACUGGAGGGAGGAAAGGACUCCUGUCAGGGAGACUCAGGAGGUCCGAUGGUCAGCAAACAAAAUGGCCGCUGGAUUCAGUCAGGAAUUGUGAGUUUUGGCAUUGGCUGUGCUCAGCCAAAUUACCCAGGAGUCUAUGCCAGAGUCUCCCAGUAUGAGAGCUGGAUCAAAGCCCAGAUCGCCACCAACCAGCCGGGCUUCAUGACCUACACAUCAACCGGAACCAACAGCGACCUCAGCGUCUCCUGCAGUGGCGUGCCACCAAUCACGACCCCCACACCAACGAUAUACUGCGGCCGGGCCCCACUGAACUCUGGUAUUCUGGGCAGUAGUUCUGUGGCGGCAGCUGGUGAGUGGCCGUCCAUGGCGAGUCUGCAGAAGAACGGACAGCAUGAGUGUGGAGGAACUCUGGUGUCCAGGGAGUACGUUCUGAGCAACGCUGCCUGCUUCUCAGAAUCUCCUAAUGUGUCUCAGUGGAUGGUGGUUUUGGGUCGUCUGAAGCAGAAUGGGUCCAACUCGUUUGAGUCAUCGUUCAAUGUGUCGAAUAUCACCAUGAGCAACCUGACCGGGUCCAACAUCGCAUUGGUUCAGCUGUCCACGAGCCCCACCCUGAGCAACUACAUCCAGCCCAUCUGCCUGGACAACGGCAGAACCUUCCCGGUCGGAUCCAGCUGUUGGGCUGCUGGCUGGAGCUCUGGGCGAGGAGGAGUCGAGGAGCUUCUGCAGGAGUUUCAGACGUCGGUGCUAACCUGUGAAAAUGUUUCCUCCACGGAGAACAUCUGCACCUCAGAGUUCACUCUGGAGAAGGGUGACCUUGGUGGUCCGCUCAUGUGCCAGCAGGACGGUUCUUGGUUCCAGGCCGCCGUGGUUCUGACCUUGAACUCCUCUACCAGCCAAACUCGAGCCAACACGAAUGUCUUUGUCAAACUCAGUAAAUUUAACGACUUCCUGACUCGGAUACUCGGGGUCUUCUUGACUCCAGAACCCUCCGCUAAUGCCACCGUCCCCACUGCCUCCAGCGGACUCCCUGAGGCUCACUUCCUCUUCCUCUUCUUCCACCUCCUCAUCCUGCUCUUGUGUCUGCAGCUCUUCUCAUAGAAAGGCUGGGUUUGGGAGCCUAAAGUCUGACCAGAUCUUCCCCUUUCUACAUGUUUAAACGGGUUCUCUGAGCGGUUUCUCUGUGGUUCUUUGGGUUGAAGGUGGAAGGAGGUGCUGGUUGAUGAAUCAAGUCUUUCUGAGGAUUUAUCGGCUGAACCUUCAGGUUUCCCUUCCAAGGAGACAGAAUUAAAUGUGUCUUGAUCAAAAGUUCUCCAGAUCUCCUGAAGGUUCCUCAAACUCUUUCUUGGUUUCACCUGGAGGAAGUCUGGAUUCUCUGGUUCUGUUUGCGACCCGGUCCAGCUGGAGCUGAUUGAAGGAGUCAGAAUGAAGAAUUUUAACAGCUGCUGAUAUUUUUGUCUGAAACCAACCAGAUCAGAUUGUUUUAUUGUUUAGAAGUCUUUAUCUCAGAAACCUAUUAUUAUCUAUCUAUUAUUAUUAUCUACCUAUUAACACGUAUCAUUCACAACCAGUAUCUGCACUAAUAACUAAUAAUAGUAUUGAUAAUAAUCAUAAUAAUAAUUAUUAUUAUUCUGUGUUGAUUCUUUGUCUUCACAGGAAAAUGUUUUAAAUUAACUGAUUGAUUUUAUGUCUGUUUCUGUUUCAUAUUACAGUUGUUUACAUAAUUAUCUAUAAAAUGAAAAUAAAUAUAUGUUGAGUAUUAUUAAAGGAAGUAUAAUUUAAAAUUAA
Xiphophorus maculatus (southern platyfish) is the source of this 4127-nucleotide messenger RNA. Its product is annotated as polyserase-2-like. The coding region runs from base 1710 to 3440 and encodes 576 amino acids. NCBI's taxonomy places the organism in Eukaryota, Metazoa, Chordata, Actinopteri, Cyprinodontiformes, Poeciliidae. The record is from RefSeq and is a predicted model, not a curated record. Gene Ontology annotation, molecular function: serine-type endopeptidase activity. Gene Ontology annotation, biological process: proteolysis. The transcript is spliced from 10 exons.